Messenger RNA from Anthostomella pinea, 582 nucleotides. The record is from the annotation of a GenBank genome assembly. Lineage: Eukaryota; Fungi; Ascomycota; Sordariomycetes; Xylariales; Xylariaceae.
AUGGCGAUGUACAAAUACCCUCCCCUACCUGGGAAAGGCUAUAUUCGCACGCUCACCCUACACCCGGGUCAAUUCGACGACGAGCUCGUCAUCAGCCUAGCUGACAUGGCCUUCAGUGACUCGCACCAUGACUAUGAAGCCCUCUCGUACGUCUGGGGCUCGGAAGGAACCCCCGAGCCCGUGGGAGUCGGCACAAGUGAUGGCCCUGUGCUACUCGCCACGCAGAAUCUUGCAGUCGCUCUGCGUCACUUGCGACAUGCAGAAAGGCCCCGCUUUCUAUGGAUCGACGCGCUCUGCAUCAACCAGAAGAACGACGAGGAGAAGGGUCCGCAGGUGGCUAUGAUGGGCGACAUCUAUCGACGUGCAGCUCGGGUCAUCGCUUGGCUCGGCCCUGCAAAAGACGACAGCGAUCACGCCAUGGAACGUUUCGAGUAUCUGGGACUUCAGGUUGACGUGGAUUGGACUACUGCGGCCGCUAUAAAACCUAUUGAUGGAUGUGUCGACAGCAGCUUGGGCGAACUUUCUACAGAACUCCCUUUCGACUCCAGAGGAAUGACCGCAAUAUACCACUUGCAGUCGUGA